CUCCAAAAAAAAAAAAAAAAAAGUAUUUAUUUCCCUCUCUUCUCGUGGCGCUUUAAAAAGCAUAAAACCAGAAUGCCCAACAUCGACAUGCACUGCCACCACCGUCACCGCCACCAAUACAACUAGACUCUAGACCCCAACUCUCUCUCUUUCUAAUGGAUUCCACACCUUCUCAGAAGAAUCUUCUCAGGCUACGAUGCUCAGUCCAAAACUACGACUGGGGUCUAAAGGGUCACGACUCUCGGGUCGCGCGGCUCUAUGCCCGGAACUCGGGGUCCGAGACCCGACCCGACAGCCCUUACGCCGAGUUAUGGAUGGGCACCCACGAGUCUGGGCCCUCGUUUGUGGUCCAGGCCCCACGCGCUUCCAAUGGCGUGUCGGUUGACGUUGACGAUGAUGUCGGUGUGAGCUUGAAGAAGUGGAUUUCGGAGAAUCCUAAUGUGCUUGGUGAUAAGGUUUUACUCAACUGGGGUUGUGAUCUUCCUUUCUUGUUUAAGGUACUUUCUGUGGCAAAAGCGUUGUCAAUACAGGCUCAUCCCAAUAAGGAGUUGGCAAGGGCGUUGCAUAAGGCACUACCAGAUGUGUAUAAGGACGACAAUCACAAGCCUGAGAUGGCUUUGGCAAUAACAGAGUUUGAGGCCCUUUGCGGGUUUAUCAGUAUUGAGGAGCUUAAGGGUGUGCUUUGUAAUGUUCCUGAGAUUGUAGAACUGGUUGGUAGUGCAUAUGCAAACCAAAUCUUGCAUAUUAAUGAGCAGGAUGGGGAGGAAAAAGUAAAAUCUGUUUUGCGGUCAAUUUUCACCCAGCUCAUGUCGGCUAGCAAAGAGAUGAUAACGAAAGUGUUAUCUAACAUAAAAAGUCGUCUGCAAAUUGAAAGUCAGGUGAGGAAAUUAACAGAUAAGGAGCUACUGGUGUUGCGGUUGGAAAAGCAAUAUCCAGCUGAUGUUGGUGUCAUAUCAGCAUUCUUUUUUAAUUAUGUGAAGCUUAAUCCUGGUGAAGCAUUGUAUCUUGGGGCAGAUGAACUGCAUGCAUAUGUAUCCGGUGAGUGCAUUGAAUGCAUGGCGACUUCAGACAAUGUUGUACGGGCUGGCCUUACUCCCAAGCACCGUGAUGUCAAAACUCUUUGUUCCAUGCUCACAUACAAACAGGGCUUUCCUGAAAUCCUGCAAGGAGUUCCUCUGAAUUCGUAUGUAAGAAGGUACCUGCCACCUUUUGAUGAAUUUGAGGUGGAUCGAUGUAUUCUUCCCCACGGGGCAUCAACAGUUUUUCCAGCAGUUUCAGGCCCUUCCAUUUUCCUUGUCAUGGCUGGGGAGGGAAUUAUGCAUGCGGGAUCAUCCAAAGGCGAAGUAGUUACUGAAGGAGAUGUUCUUUUUGCACCUGCUAACACUGAGAUUAGCAUUGAAAGUGAAUCAGAAUUGCAGCUAUAUAGAGCUGGAGUAAACGAUCGACUUUUUCAAGCCUCCUUAUAGUGCAAGAGCACCUUUUUUUUGCUUUAGGAGAAGUAAAUAGCUAAAUUAUUUUGCGCGGCUAAUGCUCUGCACUGUUUAUAAAUGUGUAUUGUGUAAUGACACUUGCAUUUUCAUGCAUGAGCGAUAAUAUAGUUAAAAAGAAUAAUAGUAAUAAGGAUCAUUACUUUGGUAGUGAGAUGCGGCAGGAUUUCUUAUUCUUCACGCAAUCCUGUUUCUGUGUUUUUGUCUAAUCUUUUGUUUCCCAAUGGAAAGUCUCAUCAAAUUCCCACCCUAAGUUAAAAGAAGGGGGGUUGAAACA
Messenger RNA from Quercus robur (English oak), 1764 nucleotides. Its product is annotated as mannose-6-phosphate isomerase 1. Bases 156 to 1466 code for a protein of 436 amino acids. Lineage: Eukaryota; Viridiplantae; Streptophyta; Magnoliopsida; Fagales; Fagaceae. Gene Ontology annotation, molecular function: mannose-6-phosphate isomerase activity; zinc ion binding. Gene Ontology annotation, cellular component: cytosol. Gene Ontology annotation, biological process: GDP-mannose biosynthetic process; carbohydrate metabolic process. The transcript has 5 exons. The record is from RefSeq and is a predicted model, not a curated record.